GACUGUCGCCUCCGCCUCUUCCUUCAGCGGCAGCCGGGGCAGCCGGAUCGCGGCAGCGGCGGCUGCUGCUGCGCGGAGGGAGCGCGGAGCGGAGGGAUGUGGGGCUUUGGGGGAGGCAGGAUCUUCGGGAUCUUCUCCGCUCCCGUCCUAGUGGCCGUGGUCUGCUGCGCCCAGAGUGUGAACGAUCCCGGCAACAUGUCCUUCGUGAAAGAAACUGUGGAUAAAUUGUUGAAGGGCUACGACAUCCGCCUCCGGCCGGAUUUCGGAGGUCCGCCGGUCUGCGUGGGGAUGAACAUCGACAUCGCCAGCAUCGACAUGGUUUCCGAAGUCAACAUGGAUUACACUUUGACUAUGUAUUUUCAACAGUACUGGAGAGAUAAGAGGCUGGCUUAUGCUGGCAUACCUCUCAACCUCACACUUGAUAACCGAGUGGCAGAUCAACUCUGGGUGCCUGACACUUAUUUCUUAAAUGACAAGAAAUCAUUUGUGCAUGGUGUUACUGUGAAGAAUCGAAUGAUUCGCCUUCACCCGGACGGAACAGUGCUUUACGGCCUCAGAAUCACAACCACUGCAGCUUGUAUGAUGGACUUGAGAAGGUACCCAUUAGAUGAACAAAACUGUACUCUGGAAAUAGAAAGCUAUGGCUACACCACUGAUGACAUAGAGUUCUACUGGAGAGGUGGAGAUAACGCGGUCACUGGUGUGGAGAGGAUUGAGCUUCCUCAGUUCUCCAUCGUGGAAUAUAGACUGGUGUCAAAGAAUGUUGUCUUUGCCACAGGUGCCUAUCCAAGACUCUCACUGAGCUUCAGGUUGAAGAGAAACAUUGGAUACUUUAUUCUUCAAACCUACAUGCCCUCCAUACUGAUUACCAUUUUAUCAUGGGUGUCAUUCUGGAUCAAUUAUGAUGCAUCAGCAGCAAGAGUUGCCCUUGGAAUUACAACUGUGCUGACUAUGACAACAAUCAACACUCACCUGCGAGAGACUUUGCCUAAAAUUCCGUAUGUUAAAGCCAUUGACAUGUACCUUAUGGGCUGCUUUGUAUUUGUCUUCUUGGCCUUACUUGAAUACGCCUUUGUCAACUACAUUUUCUUCGGAAAAGGCCCUCAAAGGCAGAAGAAACUUGCAGAAAAAACAGCAAAGGCAAACAAUGAUCGCUCAAAGUUUGAAGGCAAUCGGGUGGACACCCAUGGAAACAUUCUGCUAACAUCGCUUGAAAUUCACAACGAGGUGGCAAGCAACGAGGUCACUACCAGCGUUACAGAUGCCAGAAAUUCAACAAUAUCCUUUGACAACUCAGGAAUCCAGUACAGAAAACAAAGCUCACAUCGCGAAAGCCUUGGAAGGCGUUCGUCAGAAAGAACAGGCUCCCACAGCAAGAGGGGCCAUUUACGAAGAAGGUCUUCGCAACUGAAAAUAAAAAUCCCAGAUCUAACAGAUGUGAACGCCAUCGACAGAUGGUCAAGAAUGGUGUUUCCAUUCACAUUUUCUCUUUUCAACUUAAUUUACUGGCUAUACUAUGUUAACUGAGUGACUGAACUUUUUUAAAGGACUUCAAUUACAACAAGUGAAGUACUACUUGCCUGCAGAGUUUGUAUAUAUAUUUAUAGAAAAUAUAUAUAUAUAUAUAUGAACUUUUACUAUGUAGACCAUACUCAUGUAUGUGUGAAUACAUACAGGAACAAAUUGUGUGUAUAUAAAAGCACACACUGCGAAGCAAACGCAUAUGUAUGCACACACACAUGUACACAUUUGUUCUGAGGUUAUGGACACUUUAACAUAGGAUGCACUUCAGAGGAACUUUUUAAAUUGAAAGGCAGGUGUCGUCAAAACAACAAGCCUUGAGAAAGUAAGUGUUGUAUAUUAUCACUACAAAACUCCGAUUGUCAUAGAAAUUUUCAAACACCUGUAAUCGUGUAUAAAGUCAGUAUUUAGUAACAUUGUUUGUAAAUGCUGCCAUACACACUGAUCAUAAAGUGGUAGAAUUACACUGGUAAGUUUAAAAUAAGUCAUUCAUAUCGCAGAUCCAUCAACUACGAUUUCAUCAAGCCAGAUUUAUUUCUCCUUGCUAAAAUUUCUUGCUUUUAUAUAUGUCACAGUACAUUUUUUCCCGGUCCUGAAUGGGCAUCGUUUUUAAUGAUCUCUUGCUUUCUCUUCUGCAGUAAGCAAGCUGAUCAUGGGAGUGUUGCUGUAGGUCUUUCAAGACAUAUACAUGUUCAUAAUAUUUCAAAUGAGCAUUUUAAGUGUCCAUCAACACUGAAACAAAUCUUUUGUAAGUACUGUAAAUGUACAGCACAUUUUCCUUUCCUUGGACUGGUUCCAGCUGCCAUGUCAUUUUGAAAGAACAGCACAUUUUUAGUAUAAUUUAGCUGAGAAUUCAACUACUGUCAAUGUGUUCUACAUCUGCUGUAGAUUUAAAGAUUGUUAUUCCAGUGAAAGCAUAGAAGAUGUCUCAGGUUAUUUGCUACUUUGACAUGAAACCACCUAGCUGUAGCCUUUUUUAAACAUGCAUUCACAUUAUUUAACAUUCUUAUAACAUUGUAUGUUAAUGUAAAAUAUAUUUGCAUAAUAUGCAUAUAAGUAUAUUUUCUCAAUAUUUUUCUUCCCUGUGCUUGCUAUCGUGACCGCAUGCUAUGUCAUAUUUUCGUUUCUGUGAUGUUACAACUUUUUAUUCUCUAGAAUUGAGCAAAUAGAGCACUUCCAAUACUUUGAUUCAGUAAUGGAGCAUUUUCAUAUUUUAUUUAUAUACUGGAAGUAUAUGCACGUACACUUAGCAAGCUAGUGUGCUGCAGUCACAGAUCACGAGAUAGCAAACGAUACGUUUUGUUUCAGCAUCAACCCUGUUCAAACAUAUCCUUCAUGUAAAUGUGAGCACUUUGGUUUUCAUCCCGAUCCAUUCCCUCACCGGGAUCCCAACUUUUUUCAGUCUGGUAGAUUGUAGUCGUCAAGGUAUGCCAAUUUCAGAUCUGUAAACUUAAUUUGUUAUUUAUCAGAACUAAACCUUUCUAAAGAAAAGAAGAUAUAUUUUUUGUAAACAGUGUUUCUAUCAUGUACAUUCGCAAAGAACAGAUACAGUAGCAUAAAUAGAUCUUAAAAAAAUAAUUCAGGCGUGGCCCCACCAGUUCUCUGCAUGUAGAAUUCCUCUGGACAUGGAUGGGGAUUUUUGCCAGAUAAGAGAGCUUUGGAUGCUAGUUGGAGAUAUCUAUGGGAGAAAAAUGUGUGGAUAUGCAUCUAUCAAAAACACCAAAAAGGGAUGGAACUGAAAAGGCUGCCUUGGCUCUGUAGUGACCCGUGUUCUCACUAGUCCUUGAUUUGUCUGUGAGUAGAGCAGUGAUACUUGUGCUGCUGCCAUUGUUGUGGUUUAACCCCUCAAAUUAACUCCACCCCAGCCAAAACCAGCACAGCCAUGUACGAUCUCUUACUGUUCCCACCCCUGACUGUUUGCAGCUGAACUGUGAAACUUUGUUCUGGGCUGAAAUUCAGUGUAGACGAACCUGGGUUGCGGGUUUGUGUUGUAAUCCCAUCCUCAGGGAUGCUCCUUGAACAGGAAUGGGCUCCGCACCGUUGCCCUGCAGCAAAGCUGCAAUGCAGCUCCCAGCUGGUAGCGUUCGCCCUAACCCUGGCUGCCAGCGUGUGCAGGAUCAGCACCGCAGUCCUGCUGCAUCCUUGGCAGUGGUGCAAAGUGGCUGUAACUGCAGUUUUUAAGCACUGUAUCUGCAGACAACUCAACAGUCUGAAGAGCCUCAAAAGAACCCGUAUAGCUGGAGCAGAAAAACUUGGUUUUUAAUAUCUCUUCAGUAUUAGCUCCCAUUGGUAAACCACAGCGUAUUAUUAGCUGUCUAAUAUCUCUUCAAGCUGUGAAGGGAUUAUAGUGCACAUUGUCAUCAUUAUAAUCAAAGGAACUAAACAAUUAACACCCUCCCAAAGUACAUAUUUCGUAGAGUUGUUGAGAAGCCCUCCCAAGUUUUUAUCCUAAUAGCAAAAUAUAAUUAAGCAUAUAAUCUGAUUUUAAUAAAACUUUAAAAUUAUAGUCUUUGCUUUAGAAAAAUUACCCUAACGAAAUGAUCUUCAAACAAGUCUUUCAGUAAGUGCCCUAAAGAACUACCUUGAAAAAUGGGAUUCAAGAUGAGGGCGGUCCCACUGUCAUGAUUUAAUCACAAUUCCCACUUUUCUUCAAGACCCAGCUCCUAGAAAUCAUGUGGUCAGGCAGAGAUCUUCAACAAGGAGAGACUUUUUAGUUGUGAUAGAAAUGUGUACUCCAAAUCCCACAGAAAUCAAUUCUCCGGUGGCUUCAGCCAGGAUUUUCAAGCAAAUGGAAAAUUACUGUCUGGCCAGAGCGAAGAGGCAGUGUGCAUUUUCAGGACCCUUUCAGGUACCACGACUCCCUUGCAUGGGCAAGAGGGCUGAGUCUCUGAGCGCUCUCCCUCUCUUACCCUUUGCACAACUGGAGGGCAGUGCGUUACCGCAGCCCCUUUCAUGAAACCGUACUCCCCACAUUGCAGAAAGUGGGCAGUUGCGCAUUUCAGCUUUUUCACGAGAUGUCAUGUUCAUCAGUCUAGCUGAGUUCCAUGGGGCACAAGCAGCCUGAACCUUGAACAAAUCCAAGCCUCGGUUUGACUUGAAAAAAGCCAGGAAAUU
Molecule: messenger RNA, 4635 nt
Organism: Phalacrocorax carbo (great cormorant)
Lineage: Eukaryota; Metazoa; Chordata; Aves; Suliformes; Phalacrocoracidae
Source: RefSeq, a predicted model, not a curated record